Molecule: messenger RNA, 2286 nt
Organism: Setaria italica (foxtail millet)
Lineage: Eukaryota; Viridiplantae; Streptophyta; Magnoliopsida; Poales; Poaceae
Product: probable protein phosphatase 2C 6
Exons: 4
Coding region: 479-1918 (479 amino acids)
Biological process (GO): protein dephosphorylation
Molecular function (GO): protein serine/threonine phosphatase activity; cation binding
Source: RefSeq, a predicted model, not a curated record
UCUCCCUCCUUUCUGCCGGUAAACUCCCGAGCCCAGCAAUUAUCUUACCCCAACGGUUGCCUGCCAAAUCUCCCUCCGCUUCCCCCAGGGUCGAGGGCGCGUGGUGCUCGCCAGCUGCCUUGCUUGCUACGACGCCGCGCCUGGUUCUGUCGUGGUGCCGCUACAGUCUCCUUCCUGCGCUCCUUCCUUGCUUGCUCCUCCUCACGAAGAGGGCGUUGCCUGACUGCCUGUGGGCUUGGCGGUUCGGAGGACUUGGGACUCGGAUCCACGCGCGCCUGCCUCGGGAGCUGUGCCAGGCGAGGGCGCCGGAUUUGGGGGGCGGAUCGGCGCAGAUCUGGAGGCACAUGAGGAGGCGGCGGCGGAGGGGUAGCGGGAGCGAUGCGGUGCUGCUGCGGCGGGGGAGGGCGUGAGCCGGCGUGGGAAGGUGAUCCUGGAGGAGGUGGCGGCGGCGGCGGCGGAGGGGGAGGCUGGAGGAGGGAUGGAGGACGUCGUGGCGGUCGUGGCCCCGCUCGCCGCGCCGCCGGCGCCGGCGUUUAGCCCCGCCGCGGCGGGGCUCACGCUGAUCGCCGCCGCGGCCGCGGACCCGAUCGCGGCGGCGGCGGUGGCGGGGGCCAUGGAGGGGGUCUCCGUGCCCCCGGUCAGGACGGCGUCCGCGGUCGAGGACGACGCGCUGGCGCCGGAAGCGGAAGAAGUGGGAGAGGCGUCGGUGGCGGGGAGCCCGUGCUCGGUGGCCAGCGACUGCAGCAGCGUCGCGAGCGCCGACUUCGAAGGGGUCGGCCUGGGCUUCUUCGCCGCGGCGGAGGGGGGCGGGCCUAUGGUGUUCGAGGACUCGGCCGCGUCGGCGGCCACCGUCGAGGCCGAGGCCAGGGUCGCGGCUGGCGGCAGGAGCGUAUUCGCCGUCGACUGCGUCCCGCUGUGGGGGUACACGUCCAUAUGCGGCCGCAGGCCGGAGAUGGAGGAUGCCGUCGCCACGGUGCCGCGAUUCUUCGACGUCCCGCUAUGGAUGCUCACCGGCAAUGCCGCGAUCGAUGGGCUCGAUCCCAUGACGUUCCGCCUACCUGCUCAUUUCUUCGGUGUGUAUGACGGCCACGGGGGUGCGCAGGUUGCAAAUUACUGUCGGGAACACCUCCAUGUGGCGCUAGUGGAGCAGCUGAGCAGGAUAGAGGGGACCGUGUGUGCAGCUAACUUGGGAGACGUGGAGUUUAAGGAACAGUGGGAAAAUGCCUUUGUGGAUUGUUUCGCUAGAGUGGAUGAUGAGGUUGGGGGCAAGGCAAGCAGAGGAGGUGGUGGCACAGGUACAAGUGAUGCUUCUGCGGCAGUUGUGCCAGAACCUGUGGCACCUGAGACCGUGGGUUCGACGGCGGUGGUCGCUGUCAUCUGCUCCUCACAUAUCAUUGUCAGCAAUUGCGGUGAUUCAAGGGCUGUGCUUUGCCGUGGCAAGCAACCCGUGCCUCUGUCAGUAGAUCAUAAACCUAACAGGGAGGAUGAGUAUGCAAGGAUUGAGGCAGAGGGUGGCAAGGUCAUACAGUGGAAUGGUUAUCGAGUUUUCGGUGUUCUUGCAAUGUCACGGUCAAUUGGUGACAGAUAUCUGAAGCCAUGGAUAAUUCCAGUCCCAGAGGUAACGAUAGUUCCUCGGGCAAAGGAUGAUGAGUGUCUCGUUCUUGCCAGCGAUGGCCUCUGGGACGUAAUGUCAAACGAAGAGGUAUGUGACAUUGCCCGCAAGCGAAUACUUCUGUGGCACAAAAAGAAUGGCACAAGUUCAUCAUCAGCCCCACGGGUUGGUGAUUCCGCAGACCCAGCUGCUCAAGCAGCUGCUGAAUGCUUGUCAAAGCUUGCUCUUCAGAAGGGGAGCAAAGACAACAUCACCGUCGUUGUAGUUGACCUGAAAGCACAGCGUAAGUUCAAGAGCAAAACCUAACCUUGGAUGGCUUGAUGAACAACUGCAGCAACAAGUUGCUAGGAACCUAGAUUUGGAGAAUCCAAAUUUGGUCAGUUUUAGUCACUGCCGUAGUACAUUACUUAGCCCAGUUCUUUCUUUUCUCAGUUUUUUUUAAGCCAUUUGGGCUGCCAAGGGCUGUAUCCCCACGUAUAUGGUACAGAUUGCGACCAUCAGGGUUUAUGUUUCCUGGUCGCGGUGAUGGUCCUAUUUUCCAUUCUUCUUACUUCGUUGCCCUGUAUUCUUUUUGUCAAGCUGGGCGUCCAUGUAUCUGGCAAUAUGUAUAUUUGAGCUUGAAGGGUACAAAAGAAACAAGUGUUAUAAAGGGUUCUGUAUCCUGCCUGCCUGAA